Messenger RNA from Suncus etruscus (white-toothed pygmy shrew), 1801 nucleotides. It is a transcript of the gene CDR2L, whose product is annotated as cerebellar degeneration related protein 2 like. Lineage: Eukaryota; Metazoa; Chordata; Mammalia; Eulipotyphla; Soricidae. The coding region runs from base 348 to 1724 and encodes 458 amino acids. The transcript has 5 exons. The record is from RefSeq and is a predicted model, not a curated record.
AUGUCACCGAAGCUUGCGGGGCGGCCGGGCGGGCGCGGGACAGCGCGGGGGGCCGGAGCCGGGCAGGGGGCGCCGAUCGCGGGCCCCGCGCGCUGCUAGAGCCCCAGGCCUGCCGGCGGGCCUGCCUCCGCCUCUCCUCCGGGCCCGCCCGCCGCCGUCCCCGCCUCUGCAGCCUUUGUGCCGCCCAGGGGUCCCCCUAGCUCGGCGGGGACCCCCCGAACCCCGCGUGGGCGCCCGUUGGGCGGCCGAUGGCCACAGGGCCGGGCGGGCUCGGGGCCGCUGCCGUCGGACUGGGCGAUCGCCUCCGCCGCAUUGUCCCGGGCCGCGCGCCCCAGCCCUGAGCCGGGAUGGAGGAUUUCGUGGACGACGAGGAACCGUGGUACGACCAGCAGGACCUGGAGCAGGACCUGCACUUGGCCGCUGAGCUGGGGAAGACGCUGCUGGAGAGAAACAAGGAGCUGGAGGAGUCGCUGCAGCAGAUGUACAGCACCAAUGAGGAGCAGGUCCAAGAGAUCGAGUACCUGACCAAGCAGCUGGACACGCUGAGGCAUAUGAACGAGCAACAUGCCAAAGUGUACGAGCAGCUGGACCUCACGGCCAGGGACCUGGAGCUGACCAAUCAGAAGCUGGUGCUGGAGAGUAAAGCGGCCCAGCACAAGAUCCAUGGGCUGACAGAGACAGUGGAGCGGCUCCAGCCGCAGGUGGAGGAGCUGCAGGCCCAGAUGGAGCAGCUGCGAGGCCUAGAGCAGCUGCGCGCACACCGGGAGAAGCGAGGCCGUCGCCGAACCAUCCACACGUUCCCCUGCCUCAAGGAGCUUUGCACCAGCGCCUGGAGCGAGGACUCCCUGCGCCUGCACAGCUCGUCCCUGGAGCUGGGCCCAAGGCCCCUGGAGCAGGAAAACGAGCGCCUGCAGGCCCUGGUGGGCGCCCUGCGGUCGCAGGUGCAGCAGGAGCGGCAGCGGCGGGAGCGCACGGAGCGCGAGUUCGCAGCGGUGCUGGGCGAGUACACGGAGCUGGAGGCGCAGCUGGGCGAGUUGGGGCGCUGCCGCCUGCGCGUGCAGGAGCUGGAGCUGGAGCUGCUGGAGCUGCAGCAGAUGAAGCAGGCCAAAACCUACCUCCUGGGCCGCGAUGACCACCUGGCCGAGGCCCUGCUGGCCCCCCUGGCCCAGGCCCCCGAAGCCGACGACCCGCAGCUGGGCAGCUGCAGCAGCAGCGGUGAGGACUCGGGCAUCCUCCAGGACUGCGCCUCGGCCUCGCCCGUGCCCACCUCGCCAGGCCCUGCGGUGCGCAAGAGCUGCAGCGACUCGGCCCUCGAUGCCAUCGUGGCCCGGGACCCGGCAGGGAGACACGCGGGCAGCCUCACCCUGCAUGCCCACGGCGUGCGCAAAAGGGGCAUGUCCAUCCUGCGCGAGGUGGACGAGCAGUACCACGCGCUGCUGGAGAAAUACGAGGAGCUGCUGGGCAAAUGCAGGCGGCACGGAGCAGGGGUGCGGCACGCGGGCGUGCAGACCUCCAGGCCCAUGUCCCGGGACAGCUCCUGGCGAGACCUGCUGGGCAGCGAGGAUGGCCCCGGCGAGGCCAAGGCGACCGAGAAGAGCCUCACCCAGCAAGUGGAGGCCGUAGACAAGCGGCUGGAGCAGAGCCAGCCCGAGUACAAGGCCUUGUUCCAGGAGAUCUUCUUGCGCAUCCAAAAGACCAAGGCGACAUCAACGCCACCAAAGUGAAGGCCUCGCACAGUAGCAGCAAGUGACAUCGACAGCAGGUUGGCGAGGCUCCUCCAGCAAUCCGGCUCAUCCAGACC